This is a messenger RNA of Passer montanus (Eurasian tree sparrow), 2450 nucleotides long. It is a transcript of the gene PCCA, whose product is annotated as propionyl-CoA carboxylase subunit alpha. The coding region runs from base 143 to 2158 and encodes 671 amino acids. Gene Ontology annotation, molecular function: propionyl-CoA carboxylase activity; metal ion binding; ATP binding. The transcript is spliced from 24 exons. NCBI's taxonomy places the organism in Eukaryota, Metazoa, Chordata, Aves, Passeriformes, Passeridae. The record is from RefSeq and is a predicted model, not a curated record. Gene Ontology annotation, cellular component: mitochondrion.
AACACUGUGUUCAAGAUGGUGCCUUAUAACUUCACAUAAAUUCUAUUCAUCUGUGUAUGAUCCAAAUGAAGAGACUUUUGAAAAACUGCUUAUUGCCAACAGAGGAGAGAUUGCAUGCCGAGUCAUCAAAACAUGUAAGAAGAUGGGGAUUAAAACAGUUGCCAUACACAGUGAUGUCGACGCCAAUGCUGUUCACGUGAAAAUGGCGGAUGAAGCUGUCUGUGUUGGCCCAGCUCCCACCAGCAAAAGCUACCUCAACAUGGAUGCCAUCAUGGAAGUCAUUAGGAAAACCAGGGCCCAAGCUGUACACCCAGGAUAUGGAUUUCUUUCAGAAAAUAAAGAAUUUGCUAGACGUUUGGCAUCAGAAGGUGUCACCUUCAUUGGACCUGACACACAUGCUAUUCAAGCUAUGGGAGACAAGAUUGAAAGCAAAUUGUUAGCCAAGAAUGCAAAGGUCAACACGAUCCCUGGCUUUGAUGGAGUAGUCAAGGAUGCAGAUGAAGCUGUCAGAAUUGCAAGGGAAAUUGGCUACCCUGUCAUGAUCAAGGCCUCAGCAGGUGGUGGUGGGAAAGGCAUGAGAAUCGCUUGGGAUGAUGAAGAGACCAGGGAAGGUUUUAGAUUUUCAUCUCAAGAAGCUGCUUCAAGUUUUGGUGAUGAUCGCUUACUGAUAGAAAAGUUCAUUGAUAACCCUCGUCACAUAGAAAUCCAGGUUUUGGCAGAUAAACAUGGGAAUGCCUUGUGGUUGAAUGAAAGAGAAUGCUCCAUUCAAAGGAGAAACCAGAAGGUUGUGGAGGAAGCACCAAGCACUUUUCUAGACCCUGAAACUCGAAGAGCAAUGGGAGAACAAGCAGUAGCUCUUGCCAAAGCAGUAAAGUAUUCCUCUGCUGGAACAGUGGAAUUCCUUGUAGACUCCAGUAAGAAUUUCUACUUCUUGGAAAUGAAUACUAGACUUCAGGUUGAACAUCCCGUCACAGAAUGCAUUACCGGCCUGGACUUAGUCCAAGAAAUGAUCCGUGUUGCUAAGGGUUACCCUCUCAGGCACAAACAGGCUGAUAUUCCCAUCAACGGCUGGGCGGUUGAAUGUCGAGUUUAUGCUGAGGACCCCUACAAAUCUUUUGGCCUGCCAUCCAUUGGUAAACUGUCUCAGUAUCAGGAACCAUUGCAUGUGCCAAGUGUACGUGUUGACAGUGGUAUACAACAAGGAAGUGACAUUAGCAUUUAUUAUGAUCCCAUGAUCUCAAAACUGAUUACCUAUGGCUCUAAUAGAGCUGAAGCACUGAAAAGAAUGGAAGAGGCUUUGGACAACUACGUAAUUCGAGGUGUGGCUCACAAUAUUUCUUUACUGCGAGAAGUGAUCGUUCAUCCACGCUUUGUUCAAGGAGACAUCAGCACUAAAUUCCUUCCUGAAGUCUAUCCUGAUGGUUUUAAAGGACACAAGUUGACAGAUCUUGAAAGAAGACAACUACUGGCAACAGCAGCAUCUUUGUAUGUGGCUGAACAACUGAGAUCACAGCGAUUUUUAGGGACUCCAAGAAUUCCUAUUGCUGAAUCAAAGAGAAGUAGCUGGGAGCUCUCUGUGCAUCUAGGAGAUGGAAUUUACCCAGUUGCAGUUUCAAAGCAUGGCUCAUCAUUUUCUGUGGAAGUUGAUGGGAUGAGACUAAAUGUGACCAGCGAGUGGAACCUGGCUUCACCCUUGUUGUCUGUCACCAUUGAUGGCACUCAGAGGACCAUACAGCUGCUGCCUUCUAGUAGCUUGGAGAGCCUUAGAGACCAGAAGAUUUGUGGAAAAUAUUCUAAGAUCUUGUUGUUUAAUUAUCGGAUUUCUCGGAAUGCCUCUGGAGAGACCAGCAUUCAGUUUCUAGGCACAGUGUACAAAUUGCAAAUACUGACGAAGGUUGCUGCGGAGCUGAGCAAGUACAUGCCAGAGAAAGCAGCAGAGGACACCUCUAGCAUUUUGCGAUCUCCUAUGCCUGGAACAGUUGUGGCAGUUUCUGUCAAGCCUGGGGACAUGGUUUCGGAAGGUCAAGAGAUUUGUGUAAUUGAAGCAAUGAAAAUGCAGAACAGUAUGAUUGCUGCUAAAACAGGCAAGGUAAAAGCUGUGCACUGCAAAGCUGGUGACACCGUUGGAGAAGAAGAUCUGCUGGUGGAACUGGAAUGAAAGGUUGCCUCCACACUGUUGAAUUAACUAAGCCUUUAUUGUUUUUAUCUGCAAAGUAACAUUAAGACAAUUCAACACAGAAAACAGACAGUACUAUGCACAAGAUUUUAUACAGGCAUAUUUACUGUAUCAGUGGUUAAGACAGCAAACACAGAUGUUAAAUCUUGGCAACAGAUCCCAGAUUUUUACUUCCAGAAAUACUUGUACAUAACCUUUGUAAUGCUUUGAUUUUUCAGGAUCAAAUAAAAUCAAUAAAAUACCAUUUCUGCUUUGAAACAGGAAAAGCCUCUUU